UCCCGCAGCGCUCCCAUCACUCACAUCUCUCGCUCAGGGCCAGACGAUGAAGUCGGAAACACACCGAACGAGCGUGAUGUUUUCCCCCGUCCUGCUCCUCGUCUCCGUCUCCGUGUCCUCGUGCUGUCGCGUGGCCCCGGUUACCGACUGUACCCAACCUUCGUUCGUGCCGGGUCACAACCUGGUGGGCGAGGGCUUCGACAUCGUGCGGAUGAAAACCACGGGCGCGUUUGUGGUGAACGUGCAGAGCUACAUAACCGGCGGCGUGCACGGAAACUGCACCAUCUGCCGGAACUCUCUGCUCGGCCGAGAGCAGAAACUGCCGUCCGCCGUCACCGACUGGCGCGUGAAGGUGAACUGCAAACGCAGCAUCAGCGCCCGGGUGUUCGAGUCGUCCAGCUCCGUGCUGAAGCAGAGCACCAGCUCCACCAGUGUGGGCUGGAAGGUGGGUCUCGGGCUGCCCAUGGUGGGCGGGGUAGCGGUCGGCGGCACACACUCCAAAUCGUCCAUGUUCGCACGUUCCCACGCCUCCCAGGACAAGUUCUUCUACACCAACCACGAGUUCUCCUGCCGCUACUACUCUCUCAGAGUGAAGGCCUUUCCUCCUUUAACCAAAGAGUUCAUCCAGUCAGUGAAAUCUCUCCCUCCAGCCUAUAACAGUCAGUCUGAGUCUGCUUAUCAUCACUUCAUCUCCAUCUACGGCACUCACUACCUGCGUCAGGUGAAUUUAGGUGGUCGUGUGAAGUCCACCACCGCUGUGCGCACGUGCCAAAUCGCCAUGAAGGGUCUGUCAGUGCGGGACGUCAGUAACUGUCUCUCUGCCGAGGCGUCGGCCGUGAUCAAGGGCGUCCAGGUUAAAGGUCAGACCAACUACUGCAAAAGCAAGAGCAAUAAACUGGACAACAAAAGCGGCUUCAGCGCCUCGUUCUCGGAUCGUGUUACCGAGGUUUGGGGUGGAAACGGAGGCAGCGCGGAUCUCCUGUUCUCUCCGGAUAAACAGCACGGAUACACCGCAUGGAUGAAGACGCUGCAGACCGUCCCAGGCGUCGUGUCCUACACCCUGACGUCGCUGCACAUGCUUGUGAGAAAUGACUUGGCCAGGAAAGCAGCUCUGCAGAAAGCCAUCAGCAAGUACGUGAUGAAGAACGCCGUGGCCUCGUCCUGCUCCGCCAAGUGUAAAGUCGGACAUCGUAGUCCUGACUGCUCGUGCAAAUGCGGCGGACAUCAAAACAUCGACUCAAACUGCUGUCCGAGUCAUCCCGGAGUCGCAACCCUGACCGUCAAGGUGGAGCGCGCCGCCGGACUCUGGGGAGAUUACUUCUCCAAAACCGACGGCUACGUCAAAGUGUUCUACGGGAAGAGAGGAGAAACGACGCCAGUUAUUUGGAAUAACGAUUUCCCGAACUGGAAUUAUGAGGUUCGAUUUGGAACUGUGAACCUGGCACACAGAACGUCUAUACGUUUCGAGGUGUGGGAUCGUGAUAACAAGUGGGAUGAUAACCGUCUGGGCACAGUGAACAUCGUUCCUAAACGAGGCGUCAACGUGAAGAAGCAGUUUGGUCUGAAACAUGGCACGCUCUUCGUCUCCAUCACGGCCAUCUGCGGUCCGAACCUGCAGGGAGAAGUGUGUGAGCGCUACACCCCUUCACCUGAAGCCGAGCGACUGCUCACCUACCCCGAGCUGCUCCAGAACCGCCGUCACGCCUGGAGUGAGGAAAACUACGGCACAGCCAGAAACGUCACCAUGCUGUAGAGAGAAGAGAUCGUUUACUUCUCAUCAACAUGCCAUGCAGCUCCUUCGCUCAGAACUACGCUGUGCUUCGACCCCUGUGUGUAAACGUUCAUAUCCUGGGGUUUUUUUUCGCUUAGAUACCAUAAGUUACAAUAUUCCUUCAGUUUCUGAUUGUAGUGAGUCUGUAAAAACCACACCACAGUAACAUCUUCCCAAUUUAUUAAUAAUAAUGAUAAUAAUCUUUAUUUACAUAGCACUUUUCAUUUUGACGCAAUCUCAGGGUGUUUUACAUAAAUUUAAAAAAUAAAUCUAUAAAUUAUAUGUAUAAGGAUAUCACAGCGAGGAUAAAUGAUGAAAGAUAUUGGUAUAACAAUUUACAUUAAUAAAACAAUCCUCAAGACGACCUGCUACGUUGCUGAGACGUAAAAUGGAGAAUCUGAGGGCUUACAUCCUAAAAAUCUGCAUAAAUCUUCGUGGCUAAACCGAACCUGCCACAUUUACAAAAGUUUCUUCUUCAUACUCACUUUUUUACGUUAUUAAAUUCCAAUCAGCCAUCAGUUACUAAGUGCGUUCACUCCACAUUUACAUUUAGCCACGCCCACAAAACUCUAUAAAAGGCAAAGAUAGCUGAAAACGACAAAAUGGCGACUGAACGGUGAAAGAGUGACUUCUAAGCAGAGCGUGUGCUAAAUCCUCCAAUAAUGCAGCUCAGCCACUGCAGCGCAUCAGCUACUAUACACACACACACACACACACACACACACAGAGAUGACGUUUCUGCUUUUUAUAGGGUGCCAUUACUUUUGUCCUAAUUGAACAGCUAGACUUCUUUGUCUUAAUUUAUGGGUUUGUUUUGGAAUAGUGACUUAUACUCAAAUUUACACCAACUCAGGAGUGAAACGUAGGAUACGAACGUUUUUUCUGAAGAUUUUCAGGAAAACAUUUCUUGUGUAAAAACUCCUGUGAACAAUUUACAAAUAAUUUUCUUACAUAAACGAAUAAACGGUUCCUAAAACAGCCAUUAAUUACACAGCUGAUGUGACUGUAAGGGCUGAUUUCAUUAAGUGAAGCGUCAGCAGGGGUUAAGCUAUUUGUUAGCUAUCGCACUUCCAUUUUUUUAAUUGAUAAAAAAAUCUUUACAUCCUGUCAAAGAUCAAUCGAUCAGCUCUAUAUCCCUAUAGCCCUCUAUAUCAGCACGUUCAUGUUUACGCAAAAUUUGUGCAUCUAUUGUUGCUUCAGUACAAAAUAUUAAUCAGAACAGCAGCGGAUGGAAAAACACACGCAGUCGUUUUAUAGCAGAGAUUUUCAGAAAUUUGCGAAACAGUUGGUGUUUGUAGUUUGAGUUUCAAAAACAGAUUUUCAAACUUUGGGCCUAAAAGUUCUUAAAAGCAGACAUCGCACUGUGUAAUCGUUUUAAUUAGCAUGAUUUGUGAUUAUAAGUGUUGUUUGCAAAAUAUACUUUUGGCUGAUUAUUAUUUUUUGUUUGUUUGUUUCAUUGUUGUUCAUUGCAUUAAAUAAUUAUUACACAUUUAAUUAUUUUCAAUAAUUCAGACUUAUCUACAGUCACAAUACAAUAUCCAGCACACUCAUGAAAUCCCAGAAUGCACUGCUGUCUCAUUUGCUUUUGCAUUUACUAUUUUUUUAUUGAAUAAUUUACCAAAAUAAUCUGUAGCGCAAAAUGUACUAGUUAAUAAAGCUUUAAUAAAAAUGAUUUUCUCGCAACGUGUCAUCAUUCCUGCGAAACAAAGGACGUUAAACUAAAUAGUAAAACUCUUAUUCCUGCGGCUGAACGCGUUACUCGGUGGACACAAGCUCGCUGAUCCUGCUUUCAGUAGUUUGUGCUCUAGUUCAGUGUGCAGUCACGGUGUUUCCUAUACGACGUCCAAAACAGGAAACAGUAACCUGCGUCUGUAUGUGCAGAACACAGAGAUUUCGGUGCAGACACUA
Molecule: messenger RNA, 3679 nt
Organism: Pangasianodon hypophthalmus (striped catfish)
Lineage: Eukaryota; Metazoa; Chordata; Actinopteri; Siluriformes; Pangasiidae
Gene: prf1.3
Product: perforin 1.3
Exons: 4
Coding region: 47-1753 (568 amino acids)
Biological process (GO): leukocyte mediated cytotoxicity
Molecular function (GO): calcium ion binding; pore-forming activity
Source: RefSeq, a predicted model, not a curated record